Plenodomus lingam JN3 is the source of this 2643-nucleotide messenger RNA. RefSeq lists its product as uncharacterized. The record is from RefSeq and is a predicted model, not a curated record. Gene Ontology annotation, cellular component: endoplasmic reticulum; Golgi apparatus; early endosome. Gene Ontology annotation, biological process: transmembrane transport; intracellular copper ion homeostasis; intracellular iron ion homeostasis. Gene Ontology annotation, molecular function: voltage-gated chloride channel activity. NCBI's taxonomy places the organism in Eukaryota, Fungi, Ascomycota, Dothideomycetes, Pleosporales, Leptosphaeriaceae.
AUGAAUCGCACCUCGUCUUCGCACUCGCGCACCCGUCAAUCCUCACACCCGCAACCUGCCCGCGAACCUUCACAAUCGUCCCAAGCUGGACGACACAACCCAUCCUCCUCGCAACCCGCGAGACCCACCCGUCGCGCAUCCCAUGCCUCAUCCUUUCGCCGUCGCGCGUCUUCGUACGCUCAGUCCAUUGAUUCAGACCCCGAGGCAGCCGAGACCACCUCGACAGACCAUGCCAUUGUCGAAGAGAUAGCGAAGAUCAAGCGCUACGAGGACUUCACGACAAUAGAUUGGAUCCAAGACGCCGCUCGUGAAUCUCUGCGCCGCAAAGCCCGUCGCAAAGAACGUUCCAACCCGCUACACGCUCAUCUAGGCGCUAAAGCCUUCCUUGGCCGCGGCCACGGGAAAUGGCGUCGCAAGAUUGCAGAAGCGUAUGAUGCAGGCCAAGCCUGGAUUGUUGUCACACUCGUCGGAGCUGCCAUCGGAUUGAACGCCGCAGUCUUGAACAUUGCGACCGAAUGGCUCAGCGACAUCAAACUCGGGCACUGCACCACCGCAUUCUACCUCAACGAGUCAUUCUGCUGUUGGGGCGCGGAGGGUGAGUGUCCAGAAUGGAAGCGCUGGUCGAGUUUUGGGUUCUUCAAUUACCUGGCAUAUAUCUUGUUUGCGGGCGUUUUUGCCUGGACGGCGGCGACGCUGGUCAAGAGCUUCGCGCCUUAUGCUGCGGGCAGUGGCAUCAGCGAGAUGAAGUGUAUCAUUGCGGGAUUCGUCAUGAAAGGGUUCCUUGGCUUUACGACACUGUUCAUCAAGAGCAUCGGGCUGCCAUUGGCGAUUGCAAGUGGAUUGAGUGUAGGCAAAGAGGGCCCAAGUGUGCAUUAUGCGGUUUGCACCGGAAAUGUGAUUUCGCGGUUCUUCGACAAAUACAGGCGCAAUGCGGCCAAGACGAGAGAGAUUCUGAGUGCGAGUGCGGCAGCUGGAGUGGGAGUCGCAUUUGGAAGUCCGAUUGGAGGUGUGUUGUUCAGUUUGGAGGAAAUGAGUAAUACGUUUCCUGCAAAGACGCUCUGGAGAAGUUAUUUUUGUGCGUUGGUUGGCACGGCUGUCCUUGCCGCGAUGAACCCCUUUCGCACCGGUCAACUGGUCAUGUUUCAAGUGCACUAUGAUCGUUCCUGGCACUUUUUUGAAAUUCUCUUCUACCUUCUCAUUGGUGUCUUCGGCGGUCUCUAUGGCGCCUUUGUCAUGCACUGGAAUCUACGCAUGCAAGUCUUUCGCAAAAAGUACUUGUCCGCCUGGCCCGUCACCGAAGCGGUCGUCCUCGCCACCCUCACGGCGGUCAUCUGCUACCCAAACAAGUUCCUUCGCAUCGACAUGACUGAGAGCAUGGAAGUCCUCUUCCAAGAAUGUGACGGCGGCAAAGGCUACGAUAAUCUCUGUAACAAGGAUACUCGCUGGGGAAUGGUUUUCGCCUUGAUCAUUGCGGUAAUCAUACGUACCCUCCUCGUCAUCAUAUCCUUUGGAUGUAAAGUCCCCGCCGGCAUCUUCGUCCCCAGCAUGGCCGUUGGUGCCGCGUUUGGUCGCGCGCUGGGAAUCACAGUCCAAGCCCUCCAUGAAUCCUAUCCAUCUUCUCCGCUCUUCAGUGCCUGUGCCCCAGACGGUCCAUGUAUCACCCCCGGUACCUACGCUUUUCUGGGUGCUGCGGCGGCGCUGAGUGGGAUCAUGCACAUCACCGUUAGCGUGGUGGUCAUCAUGUUUGAAAUUACCGGUGCCCUGACGUAUAUUCUUCCCACCAUGAUCGUCGUCGGUGUUACCAAAGCGGUGUCGGAACGUCUGGGCCAUGGCGGUAUUGCAGACCGCAUGAUUGGACUCAACGGCUACCCUUUCCUGGAUGGCAAAGAAGAGCAUUCAUUCGGUGUGCCAGUGAGCAAAGUCAUGGCAGGCAAAGUCGUCUGUCUACCAGCCACAGGCAUGGAACUACGACAACUCGAGCGCCUCAUGAACGAGAAGCUCUACCAGGGCUACCCCAUUGUGGAAAACCUCUCGAACAAGACCUUACUGGGCUACAUUGGGCGCACAGAAUUGCGAUAUGCGAUCGACCGGGCGCGCAAAGACGGCGCAAAGGCAUCGACCCAAUGCAAUUUCACGACCGAAUCCACCAUGGGCUCGGCAAACAAGGUUGAUUUCUCACGCUUCUUCGACCCAACACCACUCGCUGUGCACCCUCGUCUCCCACUCGAGACGGUCAUGGAGCUAUUCAAGAAGAUGGGGCCGAGGGUGAUUCUCAUUGAAUACCGCGGACGGCUAACGGGCCUGGUCACCGUCAAGGAUUGUCUGAAAUACCAGCUUAAAGUCGAGGCGGGCGGGGGUCGGGGUCAUGCUGGUGGUGGUGGAAGUAGUCAUGGCGGAGGUGGAGCCGGGAUCGGCGAGGAUGAGAGGAUGGAACGGUUGGCUGCUUGGGGGAGGAAGAUGUUGGUCAGAAGUGGGGUUGCGAGGUGGACUGGGGUGAGGGAGGAGGGGGAGGUUAGGCUGGUUAGUCCGUCACUGAAUAGGGAUUUGGGGAGGAUGGCGGGAGAGGAUCGUGACGAUGGUGAGGAGGGCAGUGGGAAUGAUGAGAACGAGGUGGAGUUGGAGGAUAGGAGGGGAUUGCGGUAG